UCUUGCGCGAUUGCGAUGCUCCACCGGCUCCUUCGGGCCCUUCGGUCCGUCCGAUGGAAGCAAACGUCACACCCUCCAACAACCCUUCUAACCCACACAUCGGCUAUCGGCCACGCUGCGUUCGAUUUCGAUUUUCAAGCUCACCCAACGGCGCUCAGUACCAUCGGAACACUGGUCGACAUCGGAACGGUAGCACUAGAAGCGUCCCACAAGUUUGUGAAAGAUCUAGCAGUACCGGACGUUGCUGAGACUGUACCACGUACGAAGGCACCUGGUGAACGAUACAAUUGUACAGACAGUAUGCUGAGCGGUGCAAAGAUCCUGUCCGGCACGGAUGUGGCCAAGGAAAUACGAGAGCGGCUGAAGAAGGAGGUGGCCGAAAUCAGGCGCCAGGUACCGACGCUUGUUCCCGGCCUAGCGAUCGUACAGGUCGGUGGGCGCGAGGACUCGAAUGUGUACAUCCGGAUGAAGAUUAAAGCGGCGGAAGAGAUCGGUAUGUACGCUGAGCAUGUUCAGCUACCGCGUUCUACCACGCAGGACGAGCUGUUGGCAACGGUCAAACGACUCAACGAGGAUCCCUGCUUCCAUGGCAUCAUCGUACAGAUGCCGCUUGACUCGGAGACACCGAUCGAUGCACAUCUCAUCACGGACGCCGUCUCGCCGGAAAAGGAUGUCGAUGGACUGAACACCAUCAACGAGGGACGUGUUGCUACCGGUGACAUGUCCGGCUUUUUGCCCUGCACACCCAAUGGUUGCAUGGAACUGAUAAAACGCACCGGCACUCCGAUUGCUGGCUCGUACGCGGUGGUGAUCGGACGCAGCAAGAUCGUCGGAACGCCGAUGUCGGAGUUGCUCAAGUGGGCCGAUGCCACCGUUACUGUGGCUCAUUCGAAAACGAAGAAUCUUAAUUUGCUGAUCAAGAAGGCGGACAUACUGGUGGUAGCCGUCGGACGGCCGGAAAUGGUGCGGGGCGCAUGGAUCAAGCCCGGUGCCGUUGUAAUUGAUUGCGGCAUCAACUCUAUCCCGGACCCGACCAAGAAGAGUGGCCAACGGUUGGUGGGUGACGUGAAGUACGAGGAAGCACUGCCCGUUGCCUCGCACGUUACACCGGUACCGGGAGGCGUUGGACCGAUGACGGUCGCAAUGCUGAUGCAAAACACCGUUCAGUCUGCGCAGAGAGUUGCUCGACGAUUGAUCGAGAUGGAGUUCCGCUGGUGCCUGAAACCGUUGCCCCUCAAGCUAACCGAACCGGUUCCCAGUGAUAUCGACAUUGCGCGUGCACAGGAGCCCAAGGAUGUGUCGAUACUGGCGCAGGAGAUAGGUUUGAUCCCGUCAGAGGUAUCGCUGUACGGUACGAAGAAGGCAAAAGUAUCGCUGAAGGUGCUGGAGCGUCUCCAGUACGAGGAUGAUGCGAAAUAUGUCGUGGUGGCGGGAAUAACGCCAACCCCUCUCGGUGAAGGCAAGAGCACCACUUUGGUCGGUUUGGUGCAGGCUCUAACAGCGCACAAGCGUUGCAACUCGAUUGCCUGCCUGCGACAACCCUCACAAGGACCAACGUUCGGUAUCAAGGGUGGUGCAGCCGGCGGUGGCUACUCGCAAGUGAUCCCGAUGGAAGACUUCAAUCUUCAUCUGACCGGUGACAUUCAUGCGGUUACGGCGGCGAACAAUCUGCUCGCAGCCCAGCUGGACGCACGCAUCUUUCACGAAGCGACGCAAACCGAUCAGGCCCUGUACGAACGUUUGGUACCGGCCGUGAAGGGUUCUCGCAAGUUUGCCCCUAUUCAGUUGCGCCGGUUGAAGCGGCUGGGCAUCGAGAAGACGGACCCGUACGCGCUUACCCCGGACGAGAUCCGACGCUUCGCUCGGCUAAACAUUGAUCCGCACAAUGUCGUGUGGACGCGCGUGCUGGACGUGAACGAUCGGUAUCUGCGCAAGAUCACCAUCGGUCUGUCACCGACGGAGAAAAAUUUGACGCGUGACACCAGCUUUGCGAUUUCUGUGUCGAGCGAGAUAAUGGCCAUCCUGGCACUGGCUACCGGGCUGGAAGACAUGAAGCAGCGUUUGGCGAAGAUGGUGGUGGCGUUUGACAAGACCGGUGCUCCGGUGACCGCGGAUGAUUUGGGCGUUACGGGCUCGAUGAUGGUGCUGCUGAAGGAUGCGAUCGAGCCGACGUUAAUGCAGACGCUCGAAGGUACACCGGUGCUGGUGCAUGCCGGGCCGUUUGCCAAUAUCGCACACGGUUGCUCAUCGAUCGUGGCCGAUGAUAUCGGUAUGAAGCUGGCGGGCAAGCGCGGUUACGUUGUAACUGAGGCCGGUUUCGGCUCGGACAUAGGUAUGGAGAAGUUCUUCAACAUCAAGUGCCGUGCAUCGGGCAAGGUGCCGAAUGCGGUCGUGCUGGUGACGACGGUACGAGCGCUUAAAAUGCACGGCGGUGGUCCGAUCGUGACGGCCGGCGCACCAUUAAGACGCGAGUAUAUGAGCGAAAAUCUCGAUCUGCUAGAAAAAGGACUGCCGAAUCUGCUGAAGCACAUCGAAAAUGGUCUGAAGUACGGUGUACCGGUGGUGGUAGCGAUCAACGCUCACGGUACAGAUACGGCGGCCGAACAUGAGCUUGUACGAAAGGCGGCGAAGGAAGCCGGUGCUUUCGAUGCGAUCGUAUCGAAUCACUGGGGGAAGGGUGGAGAAGGAGCGGUCGAGCUCGCCCAGGCCGUCAUCGAUGCGUGCAAUCGUCCGUCGGAGUUUAAGCUACUGUACGAGGUGGACAUGCCGAUCGAGGACAAGAUCAUUCGUAUCGCUAAGGAGAUGUACGGUGCCGGUACGAUCGAGCUGAACAGCAAGGUCCGGGACGCCAUCCGUCUCUACACGGAGAAGGGUUUCGGAAAGCUUCCAAUUUGCAUGGCCAAAACGUCCAUGUCGCUGACCGGGGAUCCGAGCGUGAAGGGUGCUCCGAAGGACUUCAAACUGGUCAUCAACGACAUCUGCCUAUCGGCUGGAGCUGGGUUCAUUGUGCCAAUGUGUGGGGAGAUAUCGAAAAUGCCGGGUCUUCCAACCCGUCCAUCUAUUUUCGACAUUGACCUAAACACCGAGACGGGUGAAAUCGAAGGACUCUUCUGA
This is a messenger RNA of Anopheles maculipalpis, 3114 nucleotides long. RefSeq names its product C-1-tetrahydrofolate synthase, cytoplasmic (gene pug). Bases 16 to 3114 code for a protein of 1032 amino acids. Gene Ontology annotation, cellular component: cytosol. Gene Ontology annotation, biological process: tetrahydrofolate interconversion. Gene Ontology annotation, molecular function: formate-tetrahydrofolate ligase activity; methylenetetrahydrofolate dehydrogenase (NADP+) activity; methenyltetrahydrofolate cyclohydrolase activity. The transcript is spliced from 8 exons. Lineage: Eukaryota; Metazoa; Arthropoda; Insecta; Diptera; Culicidae. The record is from RefSeq and is a predicted model, not a curated record.